AUGAUGAAUUCCCGGUUUGUGCUGAAAAUCUUGAAAUUGGUCUUUCUGUUGAGCACUGCUGGAUUUUUCGUUGCGCAGUUCCAUAUUUUCAACGACUAUUAUCAUCAUCGUGCCGAAAACAGUGAGAACGAUCAUAAUUCGAGGUUAUUGGCAGCUAACGCUUCUUUUGUCAAAGACUCCUCUUUUGGUGUGGGAAAAGAAGUUCAGGAUCCCGGUUCUUCUCUAGAAGAAAAAAUUACCGGUGUUUAUUUUGGCGAUAGAAAAUGGUGGGCGCCAAGCGCUGAUGAUGUCAGACGUUCGAUAGAAGACAACAAUCUGAAUGCGCCGAUUUUGAACGAGGACCAGUAUGGCCCGAUAGAGAACGUUCACUCUAUUCUUGUCGUGCAAGUGCAUGAUCGAGCGUAUUACUUUUCAAAACUAAUCGAGUCGUUGUCAAAGGUACCUCGGAUUGGUCGAGAAGCGUUGAUGAUCGUCAGCUAUGAUUAUUACUCUAAGCAGAUGUACGAUAUGGUGAAGAACAUCACGGCCUUUCGCGUGAUGCAGAUUUUUUACCCUUAUAGCAUGCAGCUGUAUUCAAAUCGUUUUCCUGGCACGGACAGCCGCGACUGCAACAGCGACAUGACCAAACAGCAGGCAGAAAAGGCGAAAUGCCUUAACUGGAAGACCCCUGACAAGUACGGUCAUUAUCGAAGGGCUGAGCUUUCGCAGAUCAAGCAUCAUUGGUGGUGGAAGAUCAACUAUGUUUUUGAUGGCAUCGAACGUUUGCGAAAUUUCGAUGGAUGGAUCAUCUUUUUGGAAGAAGAUCAUUACGUUAGUCCAGACAUUCUUCACACUUUUGACUACAUAGUUACUAAUAAGGAACGGCUGUGCAGUGAAUGCUCUGUGAUCACACUUGGAAGUUACUUCCAACCGAAGAAAGCUGAUUAUGACAAAGUAUCGGCGCAGGUGUGGUUCUCGAGUCAACACAAUAUGGGCAUGGCAAUCAACAGGACGACCUGGAAUGAAGUUAAGAAAUUUGCCAAGAAUUUUUGUUCAUACGAUGAUUACAACUGGGAUUGGUCUCUGCUGCAUGUCAGCACGAAAUUGCUGAAAAAUCCGCUGCGUUGCCUUGUCGUUCUUGGACCGCGGGUGUUCCACAUUGGAGACUGUGGCACACAUCACAAACAUUGCACCGCCGACACCAGCGUUCGCAGGGUAGUGUCGCAGCUAAACGACGUCAGGCAGCAACUCUUUCCACAGAAGAUAGUACUAAGUUCUCGUGCUGGUCUGCGGCGUUCACCGAAACCUCCAAAAGAGAACGGCGGUUGGGGAGACGUCCGCGAUCACAAACUCUGCAUGAAUCAUGUCAUAAAUGUGAACUCUUUAUGA
Messenger RNA from Soboliphyme baturini, 1368 nucleotides. Lineage: Eukaryota; Metazoa; Nematoda; Enoplea; Dioctophymatida; Soboliphymatidae. The record is from the annotation of a GenBank genome assembly.